Messenger RNA from Somion occarium, 2311 nucleotides. NCBI's taxonomy places the organism in Eukaryota, Fungi, Basidiomycota, Agaricomycetes, Polyporales, Cerrenaceae. The record is from the annotation of a GenBank genome assembly.
GUCGCGUGGAAAGACGCCCGCGGAUAUCCUCGUGGCGACCUUGAGCUUGUUUCUUCAAAGUUCAAUAUUUCAAUAUUAGCAUUUGUAGUCCACCGCAGGUCAUUUCUAUCAGCAUCUAUCAGCAUUCCGACAAGGUGACAACCUAUUAUGAUGUAUAGAUGUUAUGUUCUCACUUGUUUUGUUCUCUAUAUACAUACGCUAGGGUAUCUGACGUACUUGGGCUUUGCGCUCCGCCCUCCACCAAUAUUGCGCCUCCCACCACUCCGACAAGUCGCUGCUCACCUGACUGUGCUGAGCAGUGCCAGUUUACUGUCUCUCAUGAGUACUGAACGAGAGUCGCCACCUUCUCACAUCGACAAAGGCAAAGGUCGAGCAGUGUCUCCCUUUCCCUCUGAACGAACCCCUCUUCUCGCUUCCCGAUCCAAUACUCCGGUUGAACUCGAAGACUCCUCGACUCCUCGCCGCAGCAUAUGGCCUAGACUUCUUUCUGUCUUUAUCUUUUGCUUUCUGAUAUCUUUAUUCCUUCUCGUUCUUGUUGCUCUCAUCGCCUAUUCAUAUGGCUCCCGCGCUUCGGGCAUCUCUUCUGAUGUUCUCAUCCAACGUGCGCUGGUACUCAGAGGUCCAGAUCGUAUAGACGUCUUGAACUUCACCCGCGAAAGCGGUUUGUGGGCGCAAGUAGAUGGACGAGUUGGCAUCAAUGCUGGUGCCGCCAUAGAAGUCAAUGCAGAAGAGGACGAUGGCAUUCUUGCAAGCGCAUGGAAGUCUUUAGGCCGGUGGGGGAUUCGGAGGCUAGAUGCUGUAACGGUCAAUCUGUCUACCAUUGAAGUGUCAUCUGAACAUGACUAUCUCGCGAAUAUCUCGAUACCACCGCUGGACCUGCCAUUAGUAGCGAAUCCACCGUCGGAUUUAUCGUGGUUGCGGCGGGUGUCUGUUCCAAUACAUAUACAACCGACGAACGAUUCUUCAGCUCUUUUGCGGUUCGCGCGCGAAAGCUGGAAGGAUGGAAUGGUGAAUGCCAAAGCGGUUGUUGAUCAAGCAACUAUAUCUGGUGGUCAUCUUGGCGAACAGAGCUGGCGGAAACGGGUACACGUCGUUCGCACCGAUAUCACAAGUACAGUGCGAAUGCAAGUACCUUCACUUCCUGGACUUCCACCCCCAGGGCAGGAUAUUCCAUUCGCGUCUUUCGUGACUUUACGCUCAUUCUUAAUCCAGUCGACAUAUGACCAACUCACCAUAGACGCUACAGCCAGCGUAUUCAACCCUCUACCCGACAAUAUCCAGGCCCAACUACCUAGUUUGCCAUUCACAAUCUACCUACCUAAUUACGAUACUAACCCGGUACCCGUGGCUAACAUCUCAACACCACCCUUCCCACUCACCCACCCCAACAUAACGCUGUCAAUCUCAGGAUACGUCUUACCCCUAGAUCGCACUACCUCUCCAGCCCUCUCUUCAUUUCUUACUUCCUAUCUCUCCGCACAAGACAUCCCCAUCCUCGUUUCAUCCGCUCUCGUACCUUCACUAACUCUCCCAGCGAUCUUCCCGGCGCCGAAUCCGCCCCCGCAGGUCCUCCGAAACGUGACCAUCAAAGACAUGAAGAUCAAACCUGCGGGAAAUGGUGGCAUGGUGGCGAGCGGGACAGUUUGGGCGAGGGUCGUUUUACCUAAGGGUAUAAACGUUGGGUUGGACGUAAAUCGAGUGUUUCCUGAUGUUCUCGUGUUCGACGGGCCUGUGUCCGGCAGUGAACCAGGGGACGACGAGACGAAUAUUGUUCUCACACCGCCAGAACGACCUUUGCCAGAUCCCUUGCCUGAACGUGCGUUUGCACAUAUCAGACCAGACGACUGGUUGCCGUCAACGUGUACACCAGUGGAGGGUGAAGAAGGGGACGGGUCGGCUGUCGAAGUCUCUGCGAAGCUUAUAGAUGUGCCGUUGGAGGUGCUACCUGGGAGGGAUAAAGAAUUCCGGAAUUUCGUUGGCAAGGUGAUAUUUGGUACGAACGGGGCCCUUGCCGGUGUUCAAGGCGUGGCUGCCGUUGCUGUUCACGUGCGUGGAUUGCCAUUUGAGAAUGGGAAAGGCGGAGAGAUGGAGCUGGAGGGGUUGCCAUUUCAGGGGAGUGUAAGAAUCGGGAAGAGGUCAUUGUUUUCGUUGGAUGAUGUCCUGUAAUGCUUGCUGCAGUCUUUCUCCUUGGACAUUUCUGUGCUAUUUACCUGCCUCACUUCAUUUGUAUAUUAUUGUGUUGCAACAUGUAUAUCUAACUCGCAAUCCGUUCAUAUCAAUCAGAACGAAUCAUUCUCCAGGGAAAGGACUA